Messenger RNA from Carassius carassius (crucian carp), 1795 nucleotides. RefSeq names its product cholecystokinin B receptor a (gene cckbra). Gene Ontology annotation, cellular component: membrane. The transcript has 6 exons. Gene Ontology annotation, molecular function: gastrin receptor activity; neuropeptide receptor activity. The record is from RefSeq and is a predicted model, not a curated record. NCBI's taxonomy places the organism in Eukaryota, Metazoa, Chordata, Actinopteri, Cypriniformes, Cyprinidae. Gene Ontology annotation, biological process: neuropeptide signaling pathway. Bases 101 to 1609 code for a protein of 502 amino acids.
AGUUUCACGCGCAUAGGCAUUCUUUCACAGACGCGCGCGCAGAUGCGGGCAAUGGAUGGGCAGAAUAUGUGUUUAGCGCGUAUUAAUAUAUAACCUUUAAAUGCGUAUAAGCCUUUCUUUAAUUGACUUUAAGUGCAACAUCGUGAAUAAAUAUUUUUUAAUUGGUUUAGAAACCUAUAUUCCUACCAAUUAUCGCAGUGCAAUGGAUUUACAGAACAUGAAUGAAACUCAGAUCCCGUUCUGGGAAGGUAUAAGAACUCCAGACAAUUCCAGUGUGAACAGCUCUGCGUCGGAAGUUAACGCCACCUGUAGCAAUGCGUCAAUAAUUCAGAAAUUCAAACCCACACGAGCAAAAGAAAUGGACUCCGUGAGGAUUAUUCUUUACUCACUUGUCUUUCUCCUGAGUGUUUUUGGGAACCUGCUGAUCAUUGUGGUCCUAAUAGCAAACAAGAGAAUGCGGACAGUCACCAACUCCUUCCUGCUCUCGCUCGCUAUUAGUGAUCUCAUGAUGGCCAUCUUCUGCAUGCCCUUUAAUCUCAUCCCCAGCCUGCUGGAGGACUUCAUCUUUGGAGCAGCGAUGUGCAAGACAGUCGCCUAUUUCAUGGGUAUAUCUGUCAGUAUCUCCACCUUCAGUCUGGUGGCCAUUGCCAUUGAAAGAUACAGUGCCAUUUGCAACCCGCUGAAGUCCAGAGCAUGGCAGACCCGUUCUCAUGCCUAUAAGGUCAUCGCUGCAACAUGGGUACUAUCUGUGUGUAUCAUGGUGCCCUAUCCUGUGUUUAGUAUACUGGUGCCUUUCAACAAGCCAAACAACAUCACAGCUCACAUGUGCAGGCUUGACUGGCCCAUCAGCCAGGUGGAACAGACUUGGUACGUCUUGUUGCUCUCCAUUCUGUUCUUCAUCCCAGGUGUGGUGAUGAUAAUUGCCUACGGUCUCAUAUCCAGAGAACUUUACAGAGGGAUUCAGUUUGAACUGGAGCAGAAGAAAGACUCUAGUGGUGUAAAGAAUGGGUUGAAUGGUGCACUGUCUUCUGGCCAUGAUGAGAGUGAUGGAUGUUAUAUCCAAGUCCCAAAGAAGCCCCCCGCUAUGGAACUUUCUGCUGUGACCACCUCUGGCACCGUCAAGGCAGACCGUCCACGGAGCAACACCUCAGAGGCAAAGCUCAUUGCCAAAAAACGAGUGAUCCGAAUGCUGAUCAUUAUAGUAGCUAUGUUCUUCGUAUGCUGGAUGCCUCUAUACUCUGCCAACACCUGGAAGGCUUUUGACCAAAAGUCAGCACAGCGCGCACUUUCUGGAGCUCCCAUCUCCUUCAUUCAGCUUCUAUCCUAUACCUCAGCCUGUGUCAACCCCAUCAUCUACUGCUUCAUGAACACCCGCUUCCGGAAGGCACUCUUGGCCACAUUUGGGUGUUGCAGGCUCCCAUGCCACACACAGAGGAAGAGGAGGGAAGGUGAUGACGAGAUCACUGGAGUCACAGGGGCGUCCAUAUCAAAGUUCAGUUAUACCACCGUUAGCACGUUAUCCUACAUGAAGAUGUAUCAGGUGGGCAAGGCAAUUCAGUCGUCAACGGAAUCAACAGUCUCUUGGAAAUCUUCACCCCAGUUGAAGUGAUGCCAUGGUCAAAACUUCCAAGCUGCAUGACAGGUUGGAAUUGUAAUGCCCUGGCACUGGAGAUAAUGAUUUAAAUGGAAAAUAAUAAACUGUAGAGUGAAGUUUGAUGUGAUUGCUUUGGAAGCACUAAUGUUCUAAUACACAUUCUCACUAAAACAAACACACACACACACACACACACACACA